Molecule: messenger RNA, 1146 nt
Organism: Notothenia coriiceps (black rockcod)
Lineage: Eukaryota; Metazoa; Chordata; Actinopteri; Perciformes; Nototheniidae
Product: eukaryotic elongation factor 2 kinase-like
Exons: 2
Coding region: 451-774 (107 amino acids)
Molecular function (GO): protein binding
Source: RefSeq, a predicted model, not a curated record
GUACUUAAAUGUUAGGGUAGUAAUUCACUUCAAGAAACACUUUUGUAUAUUCCAGUGAAUGCUCUUAACAUCCCGAUAAGCAGGUAAUAUAUUAAAAUGCUUGACAAUAAUCCAUAAAAAAACGUCCAUCUUGGAAAGCCUCAUGUUGUAGUACGUAAAAAGCACGACAAUCAUUAAGACGGCCCGCUAAGUAACUGCGAGGCCUACCUGCCUGUCAGCCUUCCAUCUGUGCACAAGCUUAUCUCGUGCCCUCAUUGGUCAUGUUCGUGUGUGUUGGAGGAGGGGCUCUGUAAGGAAGUCUGAAGGAAGAGGCAGAUUUUUUCCGGUUGUGUAUUUUGAACUUCUAGCGCACUCGAGCUGGUUUCUCCAAAAUUACCUACCCCACCUUUAAGUACAGUAACAAAGUAUUUGUACUCCACUACUUCCCGCCUCUGCGUUUUACUAUUUUUGAUGCAAAUGGUGAUAUUUUUUUCCGAAUUGUAUAGAAAGCAGGACUGGGCGGAAGCCGUUCACUGGUAUGAAAAUGCCUUGAACAUGACGGACUAUGACGAGGGCGGAGAGUUCGAUGGGAUUCAGGACGAGCCUCGUUACCUGCUGCUGGCCAGAGUGGCAGAGAUGUACCAGGAGGGAGGGUGCAGCCUCACCCCAGACCCCCAGAGAGCAGGUGAUCUGUUCACAGAAGCCGCAGAGGCUGCCAUGGAGGCCAUGAAGGGUCGAUUGGCUAACCAGUAUUACAUGAAAGCUGAAGAAGCAUGGGCGUUAAUGGAGGAAUAAUUCUGGACACACAUUCUUUAACAGAAAAGGCUACGGGAGAUAAUGUUUUCAAAUUCAGAAGGAUAUUACCUGAUUGGCUACAGUUUACAUGUUUUUUAUUACAAUAUUUUUUGAAAUAUUUGUUCGCGUGCGCAUGUGUUCAGCCUUUGAGGAUUUCAGGUUCGGGUUCCUGAAUCCUGUGUUCUUCAAUUUCCCAUCUCCCAUUGCCUAAAUGUAUGUGGUUGUAUGAAAGAGAAGGUCUGGAGUGUGAAAUAAAGAAAAUGGUUUACUUAUUUUGACCCAAAUGUUAUGCAAGAAUGCAUGUAAAUAAUUAAAAAAAAGAUUGGAGUUUCAAACUGAUGAAUAAAGUUCACUUUUUAUGGAUAAACUAAA